Messenger RNA from Hydra vulgaris (swiftwater hydra), 1269 nucleotides. RefSeq lists its product as uncharacterized. Lineage: Eukaryota; Metazoa; Cnidaria; Hydrozoa; Anthoathecata; Hydridae. The record is from RefSeq and is a predicted model, not a curated record.
CGUGAGCAUGCGCAGUUUGUGAUUUAAUUUUCCCGUGGCUUAGUUUUUCCCAUCAUAUCGGUUUAUGGGAAAAGUAGAUUUCAAAUCAACUUUUUGCCGAGAAAAAUCAAAUAGCAAAACAAGCAGCCAAUCGCAUUGCUACAAUUUUUGAAAAAUGAAAACAAGAGUUGGAAAAGUUGCUAGAGAAUUGUAAUUUUUUUGGAAACGAUAAUUUCGUCGUAAACAUUUAUUAGUCUAUAAUUAUGCCUGUAAUAUAUUAAAAUUUUUUACGCAUAUAUAUUUUUAGUGGCAUACUAUGACGCAAAAUAAAAAUCAUUGAGAUAUUUAUUUACUUACAAUUGCAAUUUAAUGUCAGUUUUACUGCUAUUUUAAACUGUUUAAAUAUCCAAAUAAUCUUAACAUUAAACCUAAAGUACACUGUCCAAUAAACAAUAUUGAAUAUUAAAAAUCUAAUUUAAUGAUGACCGAAUUGAACGUGGAUUUUUCAAGAAUGUCACAACAUGUUCCAACAAACAAGAACUUGGAGGCUCAUUUAAUAGAAGAAGUGAGAAGGUUUCCGUGUUUAUGGGACACAACAACUCGCGCAUAUAAGGAAACGCCUUUAAAAGUUGAAGCGUGGAGGCAGAUAUCUACUUUAUUAAAUGUAGACGAAAAAACACUGACUUCAGCUUUUACAAAGCUAAGAGAAAAUUUUCGUAGAUGCCUAAACCGACAAAAAAAGGCUACCAUGUCUGGAGCUGGCGGGGAUCAACAACCAUCAUGCCAGUUCUUCACAGAAUUAUUGUUUUUGAAAGAUGUGAUUGGGGUAAAAUUGACAAGUACAAACAUAAAAUGCGAUAUUUUUGCAACACCGCUUUCAGUAGAACACAGAGAACUUGAAAAUACAGACAAUUCGAUAAAAGCAUCAAGUUCAAGAAAUUAUUUGACUUUAACAGAAAACGAAACAACUGUAAAUUCAAUUUCAUCCCCACAGACGAAUAUAUCGACGCCAAAUCAUAUGAAAAAAAAAAUGAAAAUUGAUCCAUUACAAGUUGCCCUUGAAAAGGCCAUAUUGCUUGAUGUGGAGCAAAAUAAAGUGAUAGAAAUUAAUAAUAAUGACCCAGAUGAGCUAUUCUGUAAAAGUUUAGUGAGCUCUUUUUAAAACCUUUCAAAAAAGAAAAACAAAAUAGCAAGAAUAUAAAAGUUUUGGAAAUCCUCCUGGAAAUGGAAAGUGACAAAGAAUAAAAAUGUACAACUAAAUUUUCGAAUAAAAUAUAUUUUAUAUACUAA